AGGCAGCAGCCCCGGCUCUGGUCCCACUUGCCCUUGGCCCAUCUCUUGCCUGCAGCCAUGGGGAGCCAUCAGGACUUCCGGAGCCUUCAAGCAAAAUUUCAGGCCUCUCAGCCUGAGAAAAGCGAACUCCCCCAAAAAUCCCCAAAGCCUGAAUUCAACAAACUCAAGAAGCCCCCACAACCUGAGUUCAGUGCAGUGCCCAGGAAGCCGCAGCAGCCCGAGUUCACCCAUCUGCCUCCAAAGCCCCCCAAACCUGAGUUCGGUGAACUCUCUAACAAGUUCCCACAGUUAGAGGCCACCCUAUUCCCCAGGAAGCCCUCACAGCCUGAGGCCAGUGAGGUCCCGCAGAAGGCCUCGCAGCCAGAGCCCAGUACACUUGCCUGGAAGCCCCGGAAGCCCGAGCUCAGCAACCCCUCCAAGCUGCCUGCCGAACCCAAAUUCAGUGCAUCCUCCAGGAAGUUCCAACAGCCUGAGCCCAGUGAGGCCACCCUGAAGUCCUGGCAGCCAGAGUUCAGUACCUCUCCCAAGAAGCCCCCACCUCCUGAGUUUUGUGUGCCCCCCAUAAAGCCCUCACAAUCACAGAUCGGUGGCCUCCCUAAGAAGUCCCUUCCACAGCCAGAGUUCAGUGAGGUCCCGAAAACGCCCCCUGGGAAGCCUGAGUCCAGAGAGCCCCAACCCCACCCCCUGAAGCCUGUUGACAGUGCCCUUCCCAAGAAGCCCCGGCAGCCAGAGUUCAACUCGAACCUCAGAAGGCCCCCACUGACUCAGGUCGGUGGCCACCCUAAGUACCUGCCACAGCCUGAGCUCAGUGAGGCCCCUCAGAUGCCCUCCUGGAAGUGCGAGUUAAGUGAACCCCACCCCCAAUCCCCACAGUCUGACUUCGGUGCAUUUCCCAGAAAGAUCCCACAACUUCAGCUGGGUGACCCCCCCCAGAACCCCCCAAAGCCCAAGUCUGGUGACCUUACCAGGACAUGCUCGGAGCCCGAAGUCAGCUUGUUUCCCAAGAAGCUGCAGCCUGAAUUCAAAGCGCUCUCCAAGCAGCGCCCCCAGCCCAAGCUGGGUGGCCUCCCUAGGACAUCCUCGGAGCCCGAGUUCAGUGUGUGCCCUAGGAAGUCUCCACAGUCCAAGUGCCAGGUUGAGCCCAAUUCUUUGCCCAAGAGGCACCCUCAGGCCGAGUUCUUCAAUGACCUCCCUAGAAAGCCCCCACUCCCCGGCUCCGCUUCUGAGAGCUCCCUGCCCUCGGCCACCGCGGGCCCCCGCGCCAGGCUCCCACUCAGCCUGGGGCUCGGAGCCGGGUGCCAGAGGGCAAGCAUGCUCACUCGCAGAAGCGGGUCGAAGCCGGGCCUCACGCCUGGCCGCACGCCCCGGCGGCGACCUCUGCCUCCAGUCAGCAGCCUGGGGCCCGCCCCAGCCAAGCCCCCGCUGCCCCCAGGACCUGUGGACUUCCAGAGCCUAUGGCGUCCAGCAGCCUCAGCCCUGAGGAGAACCCGCUCUGCGGCCGGGACUCUCUCCCAGGCCAGACAGCCCGAAGACGCCCCUGAGAACCCGGAUGAGAUCUAUGAGCUGUACGAUGACGUGGAGCCCACAGAGGACUCCAGACCCAGCCCCAAGAGCAGAGAUGAAGUGUCAUCCACCUGGCAACCCACUAGGAAGUCACAAGAUCCAGAGCUCAGGAAGGAGAAGGCUCCCCAACAACAGCAGUUGACACCUACAGACCAAAAGACCCAGAAGCAGAUCAGAAAGGCUGAGAAAGCGGAGAGGGAGUUCCGGAAGAAGUUCAAGUUUGAGGGGGAGAUCGUGAUUAAGACAAAGAUGAUGAUCGACCCCAACGCCAAGACCCGACGUGGGGGUGGCAAGUACCUUGGGAUUCGGCGUGGGGAGAUCCUGGAGGUGAUCGAGUUCACCAAUGAGCAGGAGAUGCUGUGCCGGGACACCAAGGGCAAGUAUGGCUAUGUGCCCAGAAUGGCUCUACUGCCCCUGGAAACGGAGGUGUAUGAUGACGUUGGCUUCUGGGAUCCUCAGGAGAGUCAACCAUUCCCCAGGGGACAAUGAUAAGGCCUGCAGGUCUGGGGACCUUGACAACCCACCAGCCCAGCCACCCACUUACACAGAACUUUGGAUUCCAGCUUGGCAGUCACAGAAUUAUCCAGUUCUGACCACAUACAUGGACACAUAAAGUUCCUCUUUGACACAAUCCCUGCUUCUUGUCUCUUCUUUUCCCCCCGAUUAGCACACACACUGAAACAGGAUUCUUGACCAGACA
Molecule: messenger RNA, 2263 nt
Organism: Talpa occidentalis (Iberian mole)
Lineage: Eukaryota; Metazoa; Chordata; Mammalia; Eulipotyphla; Talpidae
Gene: PRAM1
Product: PML-RARA regulated adaptor molecule 1
Exons: 10
Biological process (GO): integrin-mediated signaling pathway; T cell receptor signaling pathway; protein localization to plasma membrane
Cellular component (GO): plasma membrane
Molecular function (GO): protein binding
Source: RefSeq, a predicted model, not a curated record